Molecule: messenger RNA, 1413 nt
Organism: Saccostrea echinata
Lineage: Eukaryota; Metazoa; Mollusca; Bivalvia; Ostreida; Ostreidae
Product: toll-like receptor 4
Exons: 1
Coding region: 1-1413 (470 amino acids)
Biological process (GO): toll-like receptor signaling pathway; immune response
Cellular component (GO): membrane
Molecular function (GO): transmembrane signaling receptor activity; protein binding
Source: RefSeq, a predicted model, not a curated record
AUGCAGGUUCUCCAUAUAGAAAACGUGGAAUUUAUAAUAGAUUUGCAAAAAUUUCUUACAUUUCUUGAGAGAAGAGUUAUUUGGCCAAAACAUAUAUUCUGUUUUAAGGAAGACACUAUAAGACGCCUUGUUCUGAAGAAUGUUUCCUAUAUAUUUGACUAUAGAGAGAGUGAUACUCUUAACAGCAGCUACGUCCGCUUUAUUUUAAAUGAAGUCAUUCCAAAAGCAAUUUAUGACAUCAACAAGCUUGAAUUAAGGUGCAACUACCAAAAAUUACGUGAAAUCGACUUGAGCAUCAGUUCAACACGGUCCAGUGGUUACAUGUUCAUGCUGACGGGGUUCCAUAUUUACCCAGAGCUUCAGACCCUAAACUUGUCUUAUUCCGGUAUAAAACAAAUACCUUUGAAGAAUUUUCAUCAAUGGAGAUUCUACUUUCAGAAUUUGUCCUUUCUGGACCUAUCAUACAACAACAUAGAGGAAAUAGAUUAUCUGCUUCUGGACCACGACUGGAAUGUUAAGGAGGAGCGUACUCUUUAUGUUAAUAUCAGCCACAACAACAUCACACAAAUACGUGCAGAGAUUGUAGAAAAGCUCGUUAAUUUUCCUCACUUGUUCCUUAAUUUCAGUUACAAUCCUAUCAACUGUUCCUGUACAGAAGUCAUGGAAACCUUACUACGACUGGUGAAUAACAAAGCCAAAUGGUCGCAAACAAAAUAUCGUCCUUAUCUCUUCCUUCUAGAUAUGGAGUGCGAAUAUCCAAAACAUUUUAAGGGCAGACAUCUGAAGGAGCUAAGUUCAGAAAACCUACAUUGUCAAUUUGAUCGCAUUGACAUCCUUAUCCUCGAACCAGUGAUUUUUCUAUCGGUUUUUGUUUUGAUUCUCAUUAUGGCCAUUAUUUUCUUGACAAAAUACAAGGAAGAAGUAGAAAUUCUUUUCAUACGAUUUAAUGUCUUUCCGUCUUGUGUAGGAUUGACGCGUGCUGAAGAGAAAGUUUACGAUGCGUUCGUGGCCUACAGCAGUAAGGACACUGACUGGGUCAGAAGUGUGUUCGAAAGGACAAACAGUAAUGUACUCCAACAGUUUAAUUUCUGUAUGCAUCACAAUGACUUUGUUCCAGGAAGAACUAUUCAUCAAAAUAUAAUUAACAGCAUCCAAUUAAGUAGACAUACCAUUAUAAUUCUGUCCAAUCACUUCCUGCAGAGUGCCUAUUGUAUGUACGAGUUUCAGGAAGCUUACAAACAAAGUCUGGAGGAGAGCACCUGUCUACUUAUUCUUGUUCUGAUGGAGGAAAUUCCGAAAGGAAGUCUGACAAGAGAACUAAAAACGUGCUUAAGAACACUAAACUACAUAAAGAAAACCGACUCUCGAUUUUAUAGUAAGCUACAGAGUGCCCUGGCUAGUAACCUACAGUAG